This is a messenger RNA of Papilio machaon (common yellow swallowtail), 21574 nucleotides long. RefSeq lists its product as uncharacterized. NCBI's taxonomy places the organism in Eukaryota, Metazoa, Arthropoda, Insecta, Lepidoptera, Papilionidae. The coding region runs from base 40 to 21225 and encodes 7061 amino acids. The record is from RefSeq and is a predicted model, not a curated record. The transcript is spliced from 40 exons. Gene Ontology annotation, molecular function: protein binding.
CUCGGUGUGGCGCGCGCGGGCCGAGAGCACUGGAGCCCCAUGGAGCCCCCCGCGUUCCCCGCCGGCGCCGGCGGCCUCCAGACCGUGAGGGCUGCGCCCGGUAGUGACGCCGACCUAGUACUCCCUCCGCCUAACGGCACACCACCUUUCCACUACGUAUGGAGCCGUGCGGGAGCGUCGUUGGACGAUCGCUUCAGGGCAUCAGAGGACGCGGGCGGCGUUCGCUUGACGGUCUCCGCUGCUCGCACUGGCGACAGUGGUAUUUAUACGCUGCAAGCCAGCAAUGCUGCCGGUAAGGACACACGCCGCCUGCGAUUGGAGGUAUCAGCAGAGGAGACGCCCAGCGGCGACGAUCCGCCGACCUUCCUCCGACGUCUACAAGACCUCACUGUCAAGGUCGGCACACGGACUCGUUUCCUCGUCGAAAUCGUCAGCUCCACUGAAUGCAAGGUGACAUGGUAUCGGAACGAGCGGCGGCUGAUGGAGGCGGAGCGCGUGUCGCUGGUUCGCGAUGGUAACUUUUGGUGCGCGGACGUGGCCGCGGUGAGCGUGGACGACGCGGGUCGCUGGACUUGCACCGCAGAAAACAUCGGCGGGAGAGCCAGCUGCUCAGCGCAUCUUAACGUACUUGUACCAAAGGCGUACAAGCGGCCAGAGUUCGUGGAGGAGCUCCGUGCCGUAUUGACUGAACAGGGCACCGUGUCGUUGGAGUGCAAGGUCGUGGGGGUUCCGACGCCGAUAUUGCGCUGGUUCAAGGACAGCCGCGAGAUAAAGGCUGGUGAUGUGUUCGCACUCACAGCUAAUGCCGAAGAUCCAACUUCGCUGGGCACAUACACUUGCGAAGCUGUGAACUGCAUGGGUCGCGCCUACUCAUCCUCAAAGGUUCACGUCAUCGGCCGCGGAUCAAGAGAUGGAUCCCUUCGACCUGGCCAAUCUGGAGGUGUAUCCCCAGAGCCGCCUCUGAUAUUCACAAAAGAGCUGGAGGCACAAUCGGUUAAGAUUUGUGAUCCUCUGACCUUGAGUUGCCACAUCGUCGUCCCGCCUUGGCCUCGGAGUGUCGUCUGGUACAACAAAGAAGGCAAAAUUGAACCAAACGAAAGGUAUCACGUGACAGAGGACGGCGUAGGGGGCUACCUAGUAGAAGUCACCAGUUCGGAGUGGCGAGACGAAGGGGAGUGGAAGUGUGUCGCGACCAGCGCGGGUGGACGCCUCGGCAUCACCACGUGCUAUGUCACUAUGGAGGUGCCGAAGAAUUUCCGCAAGCCUAGGUUUAUGGAAAAUUUACAAGCCAUACUCACUGAGGAAGGACUAGUAUCCUUUGAAUGCAAAGUUGUUGGCUUCCCAACACCAGUUUUAAGUUGGUUUAAAGAUGGUCAAGAACUCAAGCCAGGCGAUGUAUACCAGCUCACUGGUACCAAUUCUUUAGGCUCUUAUUGUUGCAUAGCCAGAAAUUGUAUGGGACAAGCCAGUAGCUCUGCAGAACUGACAGUAGAAGAUAUACAGAACCAAUUAAAUGAAGAAGAAAAGUUACAAUUGUUCUCAAAAAAUCAGGCGCCGAAAUUUCUUCAAGGUUUAAAAAGUAUGGAAGCAAGAAUCGAUGAACCAUUCCGUUUUACAGUUAAAGUUGCCAUUCCGCCUGAGCCAUCGGUCCUAUGGUACCGAGAUGAUCAACCCGUCGAUGAUUCACCGCGUUGUCACCUUGAUAAAGAAGAGAAGGGAGGAUUCUUUCUUGAUAUUCGAAAUCUUGAAUUUUUAGAUCAGGCAGAAUGGAAAUGUGUUGCUAUCAAUGACUUUGGCCAUAGUGUUACCUCAUGCUUUUUAAAGUUGAUAAUUCCUCGUCAUUACAAAAAACCACGAUUCCUAGAAAAUUUACAAGCAAUUUUAUCUGAUGAAGGAGCAGUGAAUUUAGAAUGUAAAGUAAUUGGAGUCCCCCAACCUGUAUUAAAGUGGUACAAAGAUGGAGAAGAGUUAAAACCUGGCGAUAUUCAUAGAAUAAUAUCCGGUCAAGAUGGUACCUGUUGCUUAGGUACUUAUACUUGUGAAGCACAAAAUUGCAUGGGCAUUGCAGCCAGUUCGGCUUCACUCCUCGGAUUUGACGAUUCGACAAAAACUAAAAGCAAAAAGAAAAUAGAAGAACAGACAUUGCAAAGAAAUUUAUCCCUUAGCACUAUUCAUGAAGAACGAACAUCACAAAUGUACGAUACACCUGUUGGAGAUAUAACUUUGGACGAUAAAGGAGAAAUUUCAUUUUCUUUUGACGGAAAGGAAGUCUCAGUUUCAUUGUAUGAGACGCCUGAUUUGACGGAAGAAGAAGCAUUACAAAUAGUUGAAAUGUAUGCUGAUCAAUUAUCUGAAAAUAUCACAGAGCAUAAUGUUGUUGAAUUACCUCCUUUAAGGUUUGUGAAAGAAACAUCUAAUUCUGGUAAUUUACUAAUGGAGGCGAUAAUAAUUGACGUCUCACCAGAAUAUUUUGCUUCACCUGAAGAAGACCUGAGGACAGAAGCAGAUAUUGAAGACAUUUCUAUUGCCGAUGAAAACGUACCUUCCCAACUUUCUUUCGAUCAAGACCUAGAAGAAAAAUAUUUACCCGUCAUUUCUGAUGACAAAUAUGAAAUUUCUCAGCAAUUAAAUAGAAAAAAGUCGGAUUCUCAGAAAAGCGCUGAUGAGUAUUUUAGUUUAUCUCGCGAUCAUUCCUUAUCCGAAGAAAAAAGGGAUGACAAUACCGAAGUGAUAUCUGAAAGUGAUUUACUUAGUUUUGCAAGUGCCCAUAGUUCCGGAAAACCAAAAACAAAAACUAAUAAAAUAUCACCUAAAGUUGCCAUUGAGCCAUUAGAAGAUAAGAAUGUCCCUAGGAUAAAAUCGGAAAGAAAAAGUAGUUGCAGUUCUAGGAGAUCAAGUACGGAAAGCGAAAAAUCAUUAACUAAACGUAGGGAAGACAUGAUAGAAAAGCAGAUAAAUCCAAUCGAACAAACAAUACCCAAAAAUAAGUUAAAAGAAACUGUUGUUAGCAUAAGUACAUCUCUUGAUAUUUUGGUUAAAGAUGUACAAAAACUUGAGAAUGAAAUAAUCUUAAAAUCUGAAUAUAUGUCGUCUAUUAUUACAGCGUCAAAGAGUGUUGAAAUUAUAAAUAGUGUACUAUCGCCAUUAUCUGAAAUAAAUACGAUAAUUGAUGAACUUAAUGUGUGUCUAAUGGAAAAUAGUGAAGUCAAUACAUGUUUAUAUAAUGUGGCGCAAUCUUUAAAAUCUCUGCAACAGGCGCUUACCAUUAUUGAAAAAUGUAUCGACGUUGAGAGCGAGAAUAAAACUCUUGUGAAGAAAACAUGUGUGUUACUAAUUGAAAAAUGUGGCAAUCAGUUCCAAGAACUUAUGAGGCUAAUGAAGUUAAUAAAAACAAAUGGCCGUGGCAUAGUAGAUAAUAAGGUAUUGUUUGACAUUGAAUCAAUAUCUAACGAAAUUAUUACUAUUGUUAAUUUUACGGCUGGAACUAUAAAAACAAAUAAUUUACUUAUUGAGGCUGAUAAAUUACAAGUCGAAGAAUUAUCUAUUGAUGUAAAACAUUUAAGAGACACUCAAAAAGGCAUACAAGAACUUAAAAGACCGCUUAUUUCGUUACUCAACAUUGUAAAAAAUGCAGAACUGGAAACAUCGAAAGAGAUUCCAUAUAUAAAUGAUAGUUCAGUCAUACUUGCAGAUAUGUCGGCAUCAAUUCAGGAUUUGCAAUUUGCGCUAGAACAAAUUGAGGUACUGUCAAUAAAAGAAGACUCAAUACCUUUGAACAAAUAUAACACAGAAAUUAUAAACUCCGUUUUGAAUCCUGUACUUGAAUUAAGAAAUUCGUUUGAACAACUUUCUGCGGAAAGUAAAUACAUUCAAGAUAAAACUACAUUAAACCAAAAAUUAGCCAGUGUUAAAAGUAAUAUUAAUGUCAUAUUUUCACAUUUAAGUAGUAUUGAAGAAAAUGUGGGGGCUUUUGAUAUUUUGCAAAACGAUAAUAAAUUAGAGACACUUCAAAAAAUGGCCAAUAUUUUAAUAUUAUUAGAGAGUAAUUUAACAAUUUUAGAUCAUGUGCCAUCUGUAAAAGAAGAUUUAAGUCUAUUACAUAAAAAGCUAACGAAAAUCUUAGAAAACGUGAUCGAAAGUAAUGAGGCAAAGAAAUAUUAUGAUUUUGUAGAAGUUUGUGACGUUGUAAAAGGAAUUAAUAACUUUAUUCAAAAUGACGACUCUCAUGGAAAUCUCAAUUUGGCCAGUAUUAGCAAUGCACUUAACAUUAUCAAAGAUUGCUUAGUCAGAAAUAUUUUUGAUCCGGAUUUAAAUAAUUCCGUAAUUACCAUCAUAUCUAAACUACAAAUUUCCAUUCAAGAAAAAUUAAAUCAAGAAGAGCAUGAAACUUUUAAUUAUGAGUAUGAAUAUCUACAGCUGACAUCAGAACAUGUAAAUGAUGGAAGUAAAGCAAAAUCUGUAAUGGAGCAUAUAGAGCGGACUCUAGUAUCUAUUGCUACAGUUACAUCUUAUCAAUCAGUGGGAGAUUCAAAUACGGCUGUCUUGCAGCCGUUGGAAAACGUAGUUCCAGUUUUAGAAGAACUUAAGAAUGUUAUAGCAUCUAUGAACUUUAGCGGGAUGGAAUGUGUAGAACAUGUGUCUGAAAUUACGGAGGUAACAUCUCAAUCAGUGGAAAUUUUAGCUAAACCCCUUUUUGAAAUUAAUCGACAUGUAUCAGUUCUAAGUGAAGUCUUAUUGGAAGACCCCGAAAGCAUAAAAGGAAACCAUCCAGUUUCUAUAUUUGCUCAAGCUUUAAACGAAUUGUGUGAGACUUUAGAAAUCCUACAACAUGAUAUUAUUUCACAACUUGGAGAAUAUCCUCAUCGUUCGUUUUCUCUUAAUUUUGCCGAUACUGUUCAAAGUUUGCACAGUGCCAUCUUGAUGAUACAAAAUAAUGUCGAGUUAGAAGUUCCUGAUGAGCUAUCAACUUUGGAAGAUAUAUCAGGUUUGAAGACUACAGCAGAUACGGUGCAGUCAGAUCACUUGGCAAUCCCAAUUAUCGAACAUAAGAAAAUACAAGAAAUUUUAGACCCAACCACAGAAAUAACCCCAAAGUCUUCCUUGGUCCACAUUUUACAUUUAUUAAAUAAAAAAAUAAUAUUACUGCAGAAUCCACAGAUUGAGGAAAUUUUAGAAAAAAUAUCUAAAAGCAAAUUGCCUCACAGCUUAUCACUUCCUACAGAAUUGGCUAACUUACAAUCAGUAAUUCAAGAAAUUUUACAUCCAAUGAUGUCACAAAGUUCAGAAAAUGUUUUAGCUGUAACAACUAUCAUUGAAAUAGGUUCACUGUCUGAAUCUAUGAUUGCAUUACAACAGAUGUUAUCACAAAUUAUUACUGAAAACAUUCCAAGUUUAGAAGGUAUUGUAGAUAUAUCAUCGGACUUAAUACAUUCCGUUCACCUAUCCAUUGCAGAACUCAGAGACCACCUCGAUAAGUGUAUAAAAGUAAUAUUUCCAGCAUUAAACGUUGCCGAUAUAACUAUUAAUGUUUCAAAUAAUAUUGCGACUUUAAAAGAAACGUGUGAAUUGUUGUGUGAUUUAAUAGCUGACUCUAGCACAUCUACUAAGGCUUUUAACGAGAAAUUAAAAACUUUAAACUUUACAACAAAACAAUUAUUAGACGCAUUCGAUGGUUCGAAGAAGAUUGACGUCAAAAAAAUAAAGCAUCUCAUUGAAGAACUUUACAAAGAAAGUUUAUAUGUCGAAGAAGAUAUUUUAUCUCUUGCACCAUUGUCAAUAAAAGAAAUGGAAGAAGAAGCCCAUUUGCUAGAAGCUUUACAUAAGAUCGAAUCAUCUAUUACUAUUUUAGAACAGUAUGAAUAUAUAAGUUUAUCUAACACUUUUAAUUUACAUAAUUGUACGCCACAACGACUUAAAGAAAUAGACCCUCAGAUACUGUGCCAAUUAGACGAUAUUUUGAUUACCACUUCUAAUGUUAUGCACAAUUUGGAAAAUCAUUACGAAGUUCAAGAAGAUAUUAAAAGUUUUAUUGCCAUGUGUCAAAAAAAAUUUGUUGUCCUUCGUUCCUCAAUAAAUAAAAAUAUUACAUACAAAGGUAUCAUUAGAUUGUAUCAAGAAUUUAUUUUUAUGCAUAAUUUAAUAAAUUUAUUCAAAGAAAAUAUAUUAGUAUUGAGUAUGCCUCGUGACGUAGAACAAGUCGUUACAGAGUUUCUUAAAAACAUAAACAAUGUCUUGGAUAGAGUAAGAAUAUGUGUUAUAAAAAUAUUAGAAAAGAAAAUGGAAUUAAUAUUUACUACCCCGAAGAAAUCUCUGACGAACAACUGUGAAAAACUUGCUGAAGACGUCAUAACUGUCGGUUCGUCAGAUUUAACAAAUUUACUACAAGCCUUUUUAAAUGCCAAAGAGAUUAUUUUGCCAAGUUUGUAUGAUUUAGACGUUGUUAUUAUAAAAGAUUUGAAUUUAAAAGUAUCAAACUAUGAAAUAAGUAAAACGGAAGAGAACAUUAUAAAUGAAUGGGAAAAUUUUGAGAUAAUUUUUGAAAAAUACAUUUUAAUGAAUCUGUCGAAUGCUAACCAAAAGCAACAAAUGGAUAAGGCGAAUCAAUGCAUUCAAAGGUAUCAUAACGUUAAAGAUUCAAUUGGAAGAGCAAAACAAUUGAUUCUAUUGCAAUGUAUGGCUGAAUGUUCUGAAAUUCUAAAGGAUAUUGUUUUAGGAAGUAAGGAAUUACAAAAUGUUAAUUUGCAGAAGCAACAACUUCUUGAAAUUUCGUUGUCACAGAUCUACACAGAACUUUUUGUUUUAUGUGAGAAACUAAAAGGAAACAACAAAAAAAUUCUGGCAAAAAAUACCGACGCUUCUUUAGAUUCGUAUAUUUUUAAUCUAAAUGAAAAGUUAUGUAAAUUCAUCGUAGAGCUUGAACAAACACAUCGUUUAAUAAUAACAAGUGAAGUUAAAUUGAUAAUUUUGAAAGUAUGUAAUGAGAUACAUAGUGUAAAAAAACACUUAAAAUCUCUCGAAGGCCAAAUAAUUCCGAUGACUAUCAACAAUUUUGUAAAUACCGUAGAUAAAAUUGAAAAACUAAUUACUGUAAUAUUUUCACAAGAAGCAGAAAAUGUGCAAAUUCAAGAAAUAGGUAAAUUGAUGGAUCACAUCAAUGAGUUUGUGUCUCAAGAUACCAUAGAAGUUAUCAACAAAAUAGCGAUCUCAUCAAACUUUAUCGAUGCCGAUAAAACAGUGAAGCUAGCAACAGAACUUAAAGAAAAUAUUUCGGCUAUUAUGUUACCACCAGAAAUCCGUUUAUCCGAAGAAACUCUCAAAGAAAAUCUUAGCAAAUCAGAUAUAUCUUUGGCAUUUGAACUUCAGCAAGCUUUGUCGAUUGUAACAACGGAAAUCUACGAAAAAGCUGAAGAACUCGCUUCACAAUUUGAUGGUAUUAAUGUGCAACAAGUACAGAGUAAUCUGACUAGUUUGUCUUCCGAUCUUAAUGCUCUCAUUACGUCAGCUCAAGUGGUUGACAAGAAAGACGAUGUAAAAGAAGCAGUGGUUGAAAGUGAAAACGACAUUGUUUUAGAAACCGUUACAGAAGGCGAAGCACACAAAAAGGAAAGAGAUGAGAGUAAUAUCGGUCAAAUGAUGGAGCACAUCAAUGAGUUUGUGUCUCAAGAUACCAUAGAAGUUAUCAACAAAAUAGCGAUCUCAUCAAACGUUAUCGAUGCCGAUAAAACAGUGAAGCUAGCAACAGAACUUAAAGAAAAUAUUUCGGCUAUUAUGUUACCACCAGAAAUCCAUUUAUCCGAAGAAACUCUCAAAGAAAAUCUUAGCAAAUCAGAUAUAUCUUUGGCAUUUGAACUUCAGCAGGCUUUGUCGAUUGUAACAACGGAAAUCUACGAAAAAGCUGAAGAACUCGCUUCACAAUUUGAUGGUAUUAAUGUGCAACAAGUACAGAGUAAUCUGACUAGUUUGUCUUCCGAUCUUAAUGCUCUCAUUACGUCAGCUCAAGUGGUUGACAAGAAAGACGAUGUAAAAGAAGCAGUGGUUGAAAGUGAAAACGCCAUUGUUUUAGAAACCGUUUCAGAAGGUGAAGUACACAAAGAGGAAAAAGAAGAGAGUAAUAUCGGUAAAUUGAUGGAGCACAUCAAUGAGUUUGUGUCUCAAGAUACCAUAGAAGUUAUCAACAAAAUAGCGAUCUUAUCAAACGUUAUCGAUGCCGAUAAAACAGUGAAGCUAGCAACAGAACUGAAAGAAAAUAUUUCGGCUAUUAUGAUACCACCAGAAAUCCAUUUAUCCGAAGAAACUCUCAAAGAAAAUCUUAGCAAAUCAGAUAUAUCUUUGGCAUUUGAACUUCAGCAGGCUUUGUCGAUUGUAACAACGGAAAUCUACGAAAAAGCUGAAGAACUCGCUUCACAAUUUGAUGGUAUUAAUGUGCAACAAGUACAGAGUAAUCUGACUAGUUUGUCUUCCGAUCUUAAUGCUCUCAUUACGUCAGCUCAAGUGGUUGACAAGAAAGACGAUGUAAAAGAAGCAGUGGUUGAAAGUGAAAACGCCAUUGUUUUAGAAACCGUUACAGAAGGCGAAGCACACAAAAAGGAAAGAGAUGAGAGUAAUAUCGGUAAAAUGAUGGAGCACAUCAAUGAGUUUGUGUCUCAAGAUACCAUAGAAGUUAUCAACAAAAUAGCGAUCUCAUCAAACGUUAUCGAUGCCGAUAAAACAGUGAAGCUAGCAACAGAACUGAAAGAAAAUAUUUCGGCUAUUAUGUUACCACCAGAAAUCCAUUUAUCCGAAGAAACUCUCAAAGAAAAUCUUAGCAAAUCAGAUAUAUCUUUGGCAUUUGAACUUCAGCAGGCUUUGUCGAUUGUAACAACGGAAAUCUACGAAAAAGCUGAAGAACUCGCUUCACAAUUUGAUGGUAUUAAUGUGCAACAAGUACAGAGUAAUCUGACCAGUUUGUCUUCCGAUCUUAAUGCUCUCAUUACGUCAGCUCAAGUGGUUGACAAGAAAGACGAUGUAAAAGAAGCAGUGGUUGAAAGUGAAAACGCCAUUGUUUUAGAAACCGUUACAGAAGGCGAAGCACACAAAAAGGAAAGAGAUGAGAGUAAUAUCGGUAAAAUGAUGGAGCACAUCAAUGAGUUUGUGUCUCAAGAUACUAUAGAAGUUAUCAACAAAAUAGCGAUCUCAUCAAACGUUAUCGAUGCCGAUAAAACAGUGAAGCUAGCAACAGAACUUAAAGAAAAUAUUUCGGCUAUUAUGUUACCACCAGAAAUCCGUUUAUCCGAAGAAACUCUCAAAGAAAAUCUUAGCAAAUCAGAUAUAUCUUUGGCAUUUGAACUUCAGCAGGCUUUGUCGAUUGUAACAACGGAAAUCUACGAAAAAGCUGAAGAACUCGCUUCACAAUUUGAUGGUAUUAAUGUGCAACAAGUACAGAGUAAUCUGACUAGUUUGCCUUCCCAUCUUAAUGCUCUCAUUACGUCAGCUCAAGUGGUUGACAAGAAAGACGAUGUAAAAGAAGCAGUGGUUGAAAGUGAAAACGCCAUUGUUUUAGAAACCGUUUCAGAAGGUGAAGUACACAAAGAGGAAAAAGAAGAGAGUAAUAUCGGUAAAAUGAUGGAGCACAUCAAUGAGUUUGUGUCUCAAGAUACCAUAGAAGUUAUCAACAAAAUAGCGAUCUCAUCAAACGUUAUCGAUGCCGAUAAAACAGUGAAGCUAGCAACAGAACUGAAAGAAAAUAUUUCGGCUAUUAUGUUACCACCAGAAAUCCAUUUAUCCGAAGAAACUCUCAAAGAAAAUCUUAGCAAAUCAGAUAUAUCUUUGGCAUUUGAACUUCAGCAGGCUUUGUCGAUUGUAACAACGGAAAUCUACGAAAAAGCUGAAGAACUCGCUUCACAAUUUGAUGAUAUUAAUGUGCAACAAGUACAGAGUAAUCUGACCAGUUUGUCUUCCGAUCUUAAUGCUCUCAUUACGUCAGCUCAAGUGGUUGACAAGAAAGACGAUGUAAAAGAAGCAGUGGUUGAAAGUGAAAACGCCAUUGUUUUAGAAACCGUUACAGAAGGCGAAGCACACAAAAAGGAAAGAGAUGAGAGUAAUAUCGGUAAAAUGAUGGAGCACAUCAAUGAGUUUGUGUCUCAAGAUACCAUAGAAGUUAUCAACAAAAUAGCGAUCUCAUCAAACGUUAUCGAUGCCGAUAAAACAGUGAAGCUAGCAACAGAACUUAAAGAAAAUAUUUCGGCUAUUAUGUUACCACCAGAAAUCCGUUUAUCCGAAGAAACUCUCAAAGAAAAUCUUAGCAAAUCAGAUAUAUCUUUGGCAUUUGAACUUCAGCAGGCUUUGUCGAUUGUAACAACGGAAAUCUACGAAAAAGCUGAAGAACUCGCUUCACAAUUUGAUGGUAUUAAUGUGCAACAAGUACAGAGUAAUCUGACUAGUUUGUCUUCCGAUCUUAAUGCUCUCAUUACGUCAGCUCAAGUGGUUGACAAGAAAGACGAUGUAAAAGAAGCAGUGGUUGAAAGUGAAAACGCCAUUGUUUUAGAAACCGUUUCAGAAGGUGAAGUACACAAAGAGGAAAAAGAAGAGAGUAAUAUCGGUAAAUUGAUGGAGCACAUCAAUGAGUUUGUGUCUCAAGAUACCAUAGAAGUUAUCAACAAAAUAGCGAUCUUAUCAAACGUUAUCGAUGCCGAUAAAACAGUGAAGCUAGCAACAGAACUAAAAGAAAAUAUUUCGGCUAUUAUGUUACCACCAGAAAUCCAUUUAUCCGAAGAAACUCUCAAAGAAAAUCUUAGCAAAUCAGAUAUAUCUUUGGCAUUUGAACUUCAGCAGGCUUUGUCGAUUGUAACAACGGAAAUCUACGAAAAAGCUGAAGAACUCGCUUCACAAUUUGAUGGUAUUAAUGUGCAACAAGUACAGAGUAAUCUGACUAGUUUGUCUUCCGAUCUUAAUGCUCUCAUUACGUCAGCUCAAGUGGUUGACAAGAAAGACGAUGUAAAAGAAGCAGUGGUUGAAAGUGAAAACGCCAUUGUUUUAGAAACCGUUACAGAAGGCGAAGCACACAAAAAGGAAAGAGAUGAGACUAAUAUCGGUCAAAUGAUGGAGCACAUCAAUGAGUUUGUGUCUCAAGAUACCAUAGAAGUUAUCAACAAAAUAGCGAUCUCAUCAAACGUUAUCGAUGCCGAUAAAACAGUGAAGCUAGCAACAGAACUGAAAGAAAAUAUUUCGGCUAUUAUGUUACCACCAGAAAUCCAUUUAUCCGAAGAAACUCUCAAAGAAAAUCUUAGCAAAUCAGAUAUAUCUUUGGCAUUUGAACUUCAGCAGGCUUUGUCGAUUGUAACAACGGAAAUCUACGAAAAAGCUGAAGAACUCGCUUCACAAUUUGAUGGUAUUAAUGUGCAACAAGUACAGAGUAAUCUGACCAGUUUGUCUUCCGAUCUUAAUGCUCUCAUUACGUCAGCUCAAGUGGUUGACAAGAAAGACGAUGUAAAAGAAGCAGUGGUUGAAAGUGAAAACGCCAUUGUUUUAGAAACCGUUACAGAAGGCGAAGCACACAAAAAGGAAAGAGAUGAGAGUAAUAUCGGUCAAAUGAUGGAGCACAUCAAUGAGUUUGUGUCUCAAGAUACCAUAGAAGUUAUCAACAAAAUAGCGAUCUCAUCAAACGUUAUCGAUGCCGAUAAAACAGUGAAGCUAGCAACAGAACUUAAAGAAAAUAUUUCGGCUAUUAUGUUACCACCAGAAAUCCGUUUAUCCGAAGAAACUCUCAAAGAAAAUCUUAGCAAAUCAGAUAUAUCUUUGGCAUUUGAACUUCAGCAGGCUUUGUCGAUUGUAACAACGGAAAUCUACGAAAAAGCUGAAGAACUCGCUUCACAAUUUGAUGGUAUUAAUGUGCAACAAGUACAGAGUAAUCUGACUAGUUUGUCUUCCGAUCUUAAUGCUCUCAUUACGUCAGCUCAAGUGGUUGACAAGAAAGACGAUGUAAAAGAAGCAGUGGUUGAAAGUGAAAACGCCAUUGUUUUAGAAACCGUUACAGAAGGUGAAGUACACAAAGAGGAAAAAGAAGAGAGUAAUAUCGGUAAAAUGAUGGAGCACAUCAAUGAGUUUGUGUCUCAAGAUACCAUAGAAGUUAUCAACAAAAUAGCGAUCUCAUCAAACGUUAUCGAUGCCGAUAAAACAGUGAAGCUAGCAACAGAACUUAAAGAAAAUAUUUCGGCUAUUAUGUUACCACCAGAAAUCCGUUUAUCCGAAGAAACUCUCAAAGAAAAUCUUAGCAAAUCAGAUAUAUCUUUGGCAUUUGAACUUCAGCAGGCUUUGUCGAUUGUAACAACGGAAAUCUACGAAAAAGCUGAAGAACUCGCUUCACAAUUUGAUGGUAUUAAUGUGCAACAAGUACAGAGUAAUCUGACUAGUUUGUCUUCCGAUCUUAAUGCUCUCAUUACGUCAGCUCAAGUGGUUGACAAGAAAGACGAUGUAAAAGAAGCAGUGGUUGAAAGUGAAAACGCCAUUGUUUUAGAAACCGUUACAGAAGGUGAAGUACACAAAGAGGAAAAAGAAGAGAGUAAUAUCGGUAAAUUGAUGGAGCACAUCAAUGAGUUUGUGUCUCAAGAUACCAUAGAAGUUAUCAACAAAAUAGCGAUCUUAUCAAACGUUAUCGAUGCCGAUAAAACAGUGAAGCUAGCAACAGAACUAAAAGAAAAUAUUUCGGCUAUUAUGUUACCACCAGAAAUCCGUUUAUCCGAAGAAACUCUCAAAGAAAAUCUUAGCAAAUCAGAUAUAUCUUUGGCAUUUGAACUUCAGCAGGCUUUGUCGAUUGUAACAACGGAAAUCUACGAAAAAGCUGAAGAACUCGCUUCACAAUUUGAUGGUAUUAAUGUGCAACAAGUACAGAGUAAUCUGACCAGUUUGUCUUCCGAUCUUAAUGCUCUCAUUACGUCAGCUCAAGUGGUUGACAAGAAAGACGAUGUAAAAGAAGCAGUGGUUGAAAGUGAAAACGCCAUUGUUUUAGAAACCGUUACAGAAGGCGAAGCACACAAAAAGGAAAGAGAUGAGAGUAAUAUCGGUAAAAUGAUGGAGCACAUCAAUGAGUUUGUGUCUCAAGAUACCAUAGAAGUUAUCAACAAAAUAGCGAUCUCAUCAAACGUUAUCGAUGCCGAUAAAACAGUGAAGCUAGCAACAGAACUUAAAGAAAAUAUUUCGGCUAUUAUGUUACCACCAGAAAUCCAUUUAUCCGAAGAAACUCUCAAAGAAAAUCUUAGCAAAUCAGAUAUAUCUUUGGCAUUUGAACUUCAGCAGGCUUUGUCGAUUGUAACAACGGAAAUCUACGAAAAAGCUGAAGAACUCGCUUCACAAUUUGAUGGUAUUAAUGUGCAACAAGUACAGAGUAAUCUGACUAGUUUGUCUUCCGAUCUUAAUGCUCUCAUUACGUCAGCUCAAGUGGUUGACAAGAAAGACGAUGUAAAAGAAGCAGUGGUUGAAAGUGAAAAUGCCAUUAAUUUGGAAACGGUAACAGAAGGAGUGACCCAAAAAGUAGAAAGAGAAGAGUUAGAUAUCGAUGAUGACGAAACAAAAAACACAUUACACAAUCUCAAAUCACUGCUUAAGGAAGUAAGUGAUAAAAUCAACAUGUUAGCAACUUCUAAAACAGCUGAAGAUAUAGAAACUUUGCAAAAUACUCUAGACGAAAUUCAAGCCGUUAUUAUUGAAUUGAAAAGGGAUUAUAUUGAGUCUGUCAAUGAUACUCUAAAUGAAAGUCUUCAAGAUUUAGAGUGCAGUGUCAGGAGUGUUCAACUACUAAUAAAUGAAGAAAGUCCUCCAGAACUUGUUAAAGAAGCUUGUGAAACUUUGCAGCUCCUAGUAUCUAAUAUGUGCGAAAUGCAUGAAUUUCAAGUAGUUCCAACCACGUCACAUAAAGAAAAAUUAAGUAACAUUAUUAGAUUAUGUUCCAAUGAUACUGAAGAGACUAUUCAUCUUUUGGAAUCAGCAUUGAGUAUGAAAUCUGAUAAUGAAAGUGAAUUCGAUAGACUGUAUACGUAUGUUAAUGAAUUGAAGCUUGUCAUCAAAUCAUUAAAAGUUAGUUUUGCAGAUAAUUCUGAAAACUUAAUUGAAAAAGGCAUUGAAAUCAUGCAAAACUUGGACCAAAUAGAAGAUCAGGUGUUUGGUCUAGAGAAAGAAGUAGACAUUUAUAAAAACCUCACUCCCAUACAAAGGGAUAGCAUAGUAACUGCCAUCCAUUCUGUUUAUGGAUCCAUUUCAAAUAUGAGAAGUGCAAUGUCGAGUGUGCAAAAACAUUACAUGUAUGAAAAUUACGGAAAAUCUUCCGAACUAAUUUUAAACGCAUUGAAAUCUAUUACUUUUAUUGCAAAUAAAACUGAUAAAAAAUGGAAAACUUUGAGUAAAUCGUUGCGUAAAGUUUUAAAUCAUUUCGAGGAUAUAAAAUUUUAUAUAAACUUUGACAAAACUGCAAGAAUUCCCGGUGAUGCUGCAUUUACUAAAAUAAUAUUACUGGAUCUAAAAGCUGCAAUUGAAUCAUUAAUAUUUGAACAUGAUAAAGAUUUUGGUGAAGAUAUUACCUUUAAUACUAAAUGUUUAGUCGAGUGCCUUGAAAUGAAUCUUCUCAAAAUGGAAAGUAAAUCGAAUUUACAAGUCAAAGAAAAAAUACCAAUUUUUAAAAGUAUUGGUAAAAAAAUAUGUGCACUUGCAUCAUCUAUUAAGGAAUAUUUAGAGGUAUCUGAAAAAAAAGAAAACAUCAAUACUAUUGAAGCUUUGCAGUGUCAGGAUUCAUUUAACAUCGCGACAAAUAAAUUAUUUAAGGAAUCCUUAUUGGUUAAAGGCCCAAUUGACGGUGAACAUAUAGAAGAUGCACUUAAAGACGUAUUAGGAGUUUCGAUUGAAAAAAUGCCUUUCAUCGAAAAAGAUAGCCAUGAAAAUUUCAGUGUUAGCAAAGAAGAAAAAGAUGCAAUUCAGUAUUCUUCAAAUAUUAUUAAAAAUGUUAAAGUGCCUUCUGGAGAUUUAAAUUCAACAGAUGUUAUCGACAAAAAAGAAAAAACCGAAAACACUGGAUUUACAAUAAAUACCCAUGCAGUCGACUUUACUUUGGAAAUUUUGCCGGAAACGAUUAUGACCGAAAAUAUACCAGAGGUAUCUACCUUAAACCUAGAAGCAUCCAAGCCUUUAGAAGCGCCCUUACUGCAAAUUAUAGACACCGGUAUUUUGUAUAAGGCCCAUGUCAAUGAAGCAGUAAUUGGAUUCGUAUUGGAUUCAGAUUCCAAAGAAGGUCAUGCUAUUAGUCAGGACUCAAAAGAAUUCAAAGAAAUUGAAAAGGAAAAGCCUGUAAUAAAUCAAACACCAGAAGUCGAGCCUAAGUUUGAAGAAACUAGCACUUUAAUUGAUCAUAUAAAUGAAACGAACAAAAGGCUUAAAAAAGAUAUAAUGAUCGAUGAAUCUCAAUGUGUUACAAGUAAAGAAUUUUUGCCAAUUGAAGAGAUUUCAGAACCAACUGAUGAACAGGGAAUUUCUUCACAUGUAGAUAAAAAAUCUGAACGCCAAGAACAUGACUUUGUUGCAGAAAAAAUCGGUGAAGGUAUUUCACAGAAAUUUGGCAGUGCUGAUGAAAAUGACGUUGACAUAGAAAAUACUAUUCAAAAAGAUAAAAUGAUUGUAGGUAGGGAAAACGAAAAACAUUUAGAAAAUUAUGAUAAAUUUGAAAAUAACAUUAUGAAAGCUAAUAAAUGCGAUUUAGUUAUUGACCGUGAAAUACUUGACGAUAAAAAUGCAGUAAAAAAAAGUGAUAGACUAUUUGACGAAGAAAAUAAUGAAAUGAAUUUUACAUUAGCCCCCAAAGCUAUCCAUGAACUAGAUUCUCUUAAACAAAUAAACAAUGUUCGAAGUUGCAUAGAAAACGAAAUGAAUGCGGGUGAUAACAAUGAAAUGACACUUAAUAAAGCCAUUGCAAAUGCAGAAAUUUCAGAAAAGGAACAAGACAACGAAUCUUUAAUACUUAACAUUCAAAAAUUGACUACUGAAGUUAAAAGUGGGGUCAAAAUAUUACAAGAUGUUAAUGAAACAGUAGAAAUAAAAGUUGAUUCAAACUCCCAAAUACCGUUGCUGGAGGGUACAAAAUUGGACACAAAUGACGAUAAAAAAAUUCCUAUUAAACAAGAAGUAAAAGAAGUAUUACAAUCAACAAAUUUAUUAGGUGAAGUUGUUCAGAAGAGUUCUUCCGAUGAGGACGUUGUCUCACAAAUCAUAACUUUAAAACAGACUAUUACCAACGAUUAUCAAUUAAAAGAGAAUUUUAAAAAUCAAAAUAAGGAAGAAAAAACUGUACUAGAUCCAAAAGCAGAAAAGAGCAGCAAUAUAAUCGGUUAUAAAAAUGAAGAUAAAACAGAAAUGGAAAACAUUGGGACUAACAAGGAAAGAAAUUGUACUGACGAAGAAGCCACGACGAAUAAACAUCUAUCAGACAAAGAAAAACCUAAACAUAAGAAAAAAGAUGUCAGAAGUAAAAAACAAGUGCAAUCACCACAAAUCGUUGAAAACAAAGUUGAAGAAUCUAAAAGUAGUGAGGUCAAAGAGGUUAAUGUUUUCCAACAGAAAGACACAUUAAAAACCGAAGAAGAGCUAAUACAUAAAUCUAUUGAAGAUGUUAAAGGAAAACCAAAUGAAAAUCAAAGCAGCGAAGUUAGUAAAACCAUUGAUAACAUAAUUUUAGAUAAGGUUUCGGUUCAAGACAGACAAAGCGAAGAAAAAAUAAGAAAAGACAAAGUCGAAAAUAAAAACAUCGAUGUUGAAACAAAUUUGUUUAUGAAAAAUGUAUCUGAAUAUCAAAGAGAAGACAUCCAAAUUUCAGAAACACUGAAAAGCAAUAAUGCGAAUAUCGAGGGCAUACAAAACAUAACAUUUUUCGAAAAAAAUGAUAAUGUUGAUAAUACCAAUGAAUUUGAUUUACAACUUGAUAGUAACAUUAAACGACAAGUUGAUGAACAUAAUGGAGUAAUUUUUAAAGAACUAGAAGAUCCUACUUUGGAGCAAAUAAAUAUGAGGAAACUUAAGAAAAUCGAAGUAACAAGUUAUGACAAGCUGUAUAGUAACGAGGCAGUAAGUGUAGAUAAUUCUUUUAAAAGUGCUGACACGACAACGAAAAACAAUGCCGUCUUUGUAGAUAGAACUAGAAAUUAUUAUGAAAACGAGUUUUUGAGACCACCAGGAUACGUUGAGAGAACUUUUAACAAUGAUCAUUCUAAUUCAGAAUUAGAUAUAACGCAAAGUUAUCCAUUUUAUAAAGCUCAAACUAUAGUGCGAAAUACUCAAUAUGAUUCGCCAUUAAAUACUUGCCAAAUUCAAAGUAAUGAGGCGGUGGACAGAAGAGAUGUCUCGCAUAAGUUAAACGCUUUGAAUGAAACACGGAGUUUCAUAACAGAAAAACGCUCUAAACUUUUACGUGAUGUAAAAAGGAAGCCUGUUUUUUCCACAUAUCUUACUGAUAGAACAGCUGUUGAAGGAUCUAGAGUCAAACUCACCUGUAGUGUAUUAACAACAUUAGAACCAAAAAUUGUGUGGUUUAAGAAUGGUGUUCCACUCGAUAAUAAAUUCAAAUACAGAACAAAAUCAAUUGAUGGCCUGUUGACGAUGGAAGUACUCAAUGCCGAACCGAGUGAUUCUGCCGAAUAUAGUUGCACCGUUGAAACUGAAAACGGAUCAGUUACUACUUCUGCAAUUUUAAAGGUAUAUCCAAGUUUUGAAGUUUCACCCAUACCUCCGACUUUUACAAGAUCUAUAAGAGAUAAGUACCAUCAUGCCGAAAACGAACUGGUGCUAGAAUGUCGUAUUCGAGGACAACCACUUCCUACUAUUACUUGGUUAAAAGACGACAGAUUAAUAAAUAUCACUGAUAGAUAUCAAGCAUAUUACUUAGCUGACGGAGUUUGUAGAUUGACUAUUAGUAAUCCAUCAUCAGAAGACAGUGGCAAAUAUACAUGUAAAGCGGAAAAUUCCAUGUGGUCCGAUCAGAUAAAUCACAUCGUUACAUUCACAGGAAUAGAAUCUCGCUUUGGUCUUCAUUCUACAUCUGGAGAAUCAUCUCGAAUAAACCGUCAAUCAUCGGAAGCACGUCGACCUCAUUUCACAAACGUGUUAACUGACUAUAAAGUUAGUAGUGGAGGCACAAUUGGUUUGCAAGUGGAAAUAAAAGGCUCUCCAACAAGAGUGGAAUGGUUACGCGAAGGUCAUGCAAUUACUGAUAUUUAUAGGAACGCUCAAACUUUUGUAGACCAUGGAUUAUAUACUUUAGCACUAUCCGAUGUCACUGAAAAAGAGUCUGGUAUAUACACCUGUAGAGCUUGGAGUAAGCAAGGAAAUGUUGAUAUGACUGCAGCAAUAACUGUAGUCGAACCAAAUGAAAUCGAUGGUAAGCCAGCAGUUAUAAUUGGUCGCCCUCAGAGGGACGUACUUAUUUCUGUCGGCGAAGAUAUAAAUAUAUCUUUCAGAGUACAAGGAGAACCCAAACCUAAAGUGACUCUAAUGAAAGGUAUACGUGAUAUAACGAAUAGUCCACGGGUCUGUAAAAUGAAAUCGGAUGACUAUAUGAAGUUUACAUUAAAAAGAUCAGUUAUAUCUGAUGCAGGGACAUAUUGCAUUCUUGCAAGAAAUGCCUACGGAUGUGAUAGAGCUUUUGUUACAGUAGUGGUACGACAACGCGCUUCAUCCGAUCACUUGAUAUCUGACUGGACUUAUCCUACUGACUCGACGAUAAUUGUAGAUGAACGCAGGUAUAAAUCUGUACCAAAUCGCAUCCCGGGAGAGCUGAGUGUAGUGGACGGUGGCAGUAACUGGAUAUCACUAGCGUGGCCGAAGGUCGAUCCUGAAGGUGGUGCUCCAGUGUUGGCAUACAAAAUUGAGAGUUGGUUACUGGGAAAAGAAGGAGGAGCUCGCUGGAUAGAACUUGGCAUUACUCCACUGAACUCCUUCGAAGCCUAUAAUCUUAAGCAAGGCGAAGAAUACCAUUUCAGAGUGACUCCAAGAAACAGAUACGGUUGGGGUGAGUCUGUGCAAACAUCGACCUCAGUCGGCAUUGGCUUGGCAGGUGAUAGGCCCGAAUUCGUUGAAGUGCUACCGGGACAGUUGAAAGUUUUGUUCGGGGAGACUGCUACAUUGAAAUGCAGUUUUAAGGGAAAACCUACACCAGAAAUCGUUUGGAUGAAGAAUGGGCAUGAAAUUGACGAAGAAAAUCAAAGAUUAAAGACAUGUAUAAAUAAUUACAACUGUUCUCUGACCAUCCACGAUGUUCAAAUAAAUGAUGAAGCCCGGUACAGCUGCGAAGCCACAAACGUGCACGGCAGAGCAUCAACGUACGCAAGAGUCGCAGUUGUCACCGACAAGAGUAUUUGGGAGGCGGAUACAAAGCUUAAAAGGGAAAGAUCGUCAGAUGGUGGAGAGUGUCCCCCGCAGUUCACAAUGCGACUACGCGACAGGCGCGUGCAAGCCACGUAUCCCGUCCGCCUUACUUGCCAAGUCAUUGGCAGACCACCGCCCCUCGUCACUUGGUACAAGAACGGGAAGGAAGUCAUUGAUGACGAUCGUCGUACGAAAUCGCAGGAUGAGCAUUUCCACACAUUGGAAAUAGCUCCCACGACGCUGGAAGAUGGCGGUGUAUAUGAGGCGACGGCGAGGAACGGCAGCGGCGCGAUCAGCUGUCGCUGCAACCUGGUCGUCGACAAAGGCAUUAGGGCUUACAUUGCACCGGAAUUUUGUUGCGGACUGGAGCCAUUAUAUCAGCUGAGUAUUGGUCAAGAGUUAAGAAUAUCAGCAGUGGUUGAGGCAUAUCCGUCUGUGGGAGUGACGUGGUAUAGAGAUGGAGUGAGACUGCGCCCCAGUCGGAGAGCGGUGAUGACGUUAGACAGGGACGGACAGAUAGAACUAGCAGUGGGCUCAGUCACACAACGGGACGCUGGUGUCUACACGUGCACAGCGUCGAAUGAAGUGGGCAAAGCAUCUACUUCAGGAAAGGUUGAGGUUUUCGGUGAAAGCGACGGAGAGAGGAAACAAGCCAUUCCUAUCGUUAUCUGCUCAGAUGUACCAUAUUCAAGAGAACCGACUUUUAUAAGAAAACCGAGGUCAAGUGAAGCGUACGAAGGUGACACUAUUAUUAUAGAAUGUGAGGUGACAGGUGACCCUAAACCAGACGUGUUUUGGCUCAGGGAUUUUUUGAAGCCAGACUACUACCGAGACGGAUCUCACUUCAAGCGCGUUGGCGACGGCCCUGAGUAUCGUUUCGAGAUCCCGCACGCGAAGCUCGACUACACAGGCGCAUAUUCAGUCGUCGCCAGAAACGUGUAUGGCGAAGCCAAAGCAGUCAUAUCGCUACAAAUUUUGGCUAAAGAUCCCCGUUCAACUGAGGAGGCACAUAAUAUUCGUUACGGUCGGGUAGAAGUGAUUCCUCGUUUUGAGAAGGAGCUAACUGAUUUGUUGUCACAUGACGGGGACGCCGUGGAGUUCGAGUGCCGGGUGACGGGUGAACCUGAGCCUGACAUCAAGUGGUAUCACUACACUAAGAUAAUUCGCGAAUGCUCAGAAUUCGAAACGAGCUAUGAGCUUGGCACUGCGCGGUUGAAGAUCAAGCAAGUGACUGCGGACGACGAGGGCACUUACACCUGCGAAGCCUAUAACUAUCUCGGCAAAGCAAUCUCCAAAGCUUGUCUUGUCGUUUACCCGGCGGGUGAGCCGAAUACUUUGAGCCAAAGGCUACGGCGGCCUCCGGUGUUACUGUCAGCCGCAUCAACUCCGCGGUCAACGCCCGCGCGAUCCAUCUCUCGCACCAGAACACCUGGUCCAGAUCUAAGAAGUCUUUGUAGCCCAGCCCGCGAGAUUGCACCAAAGUUCUAUACGUAUCCUUAUAACAAAGUAGCAGAAGAAGGCGACACGGUCGUUUUCCAAUGUGCGGCGAAGGGCCUUCCCGCGCCGUGGGCGACUUGGGACAAAGAUGGAGUUGUCAUAACCCCCUCCUCUAGGAUAACGAUUAAAGAGAAAGACGAGAUAUUUAGAAUUUUAGAAAUCGACGAGGUAAACAGCGAAGACGUUGGACUGUACAGAGUGACACUGGAAAACGACUACGGCAGGGCAGAGGCGACUGCGAGGCUCGACGUUAUAUCACAAAAAGGAAAAUUCUACGCCAGUGGCAGAUCAUAUAGUGCCUCUCCGAGGAAGUCUCUGCCGUACAAAAGGAGUAUAUACUCCCUUCCGAGACAAGACUGACGAAAACCGAGCUCGAAACUAUUGUUUUUGACGUAGACUUAGUAAAUCGGAGCCCUCAAUUUCAUUAACAUAAUCUGUAAUGGCUGCCGCGUGUGACUCUUAAUAAUAGUUUUACAUCAUUUAUUUAUAUGCAUUUUAUUUAAUACCAAAAAUAUAUUUUUUGUUAUUUUCAAAAACUUUUGAUUUUUACUUGUUAACACUGAUUUCUUGUAGGUGGUGUAUAUUAUACAGUUUUUUUUCUCGAACUGUUCGUUUUUAGCGACUAUGUACUAAAAAGCAGAUAAAUCACUAUGUAGACAUUUAAAUAUUUGAAUGUGUUAUAGUAGCGUAUUAGUCCAAAUUAGUACAC